AUGUGCUUGGAUUUUCGAUUUUUACAACAAAUUAAUAAUCCACCUAUUUCUUAUUGUUUUCAUGAGUGGUUAUAUAGUUUUUAAAUUUUAGAAAGAUUUUUAAUUCAGCACUAAAUACUUUGAUGUGAUUGUUUAAUAUAAAUGUAUUAAAACUAUGUUUUUUAGACGCUUAAAACUAUCCCAUACRCGAUGUUUUUUACCGGCGUUUUUCUUGAAUAAAAAUGAACACGAUGUAGAAGGAACUGGAGUAUUAGGUUUAAAAAAAGUUGGUGGUUGGCAAGGUGUUGUGAACGCGUUUUCCACCGACGAAGAUGGUAAUCCCUCUCCAGAUGUAAGAGCUAUAUUUUCAACAAUAUGUUACAGCAGUUUAAUGGGUGGUGUGUAUGGAAGUAUAUCAUACAGUAAACGGGCUUAUGAGGAUUUUUUUCUUAAGAACCAAUCAACACUGUUUCAAAAUCAGUUUGAAGCCAAAGCUAAACUACAAUCUCAAGUAACACUGGCAAUGGCAAGAGGCGUCUUUAAAUGGGGAACCAGGAUAGCACUAUUCUGUGGAUCAUUUACAACUGUAGUAACUGUCGUAAAUGCCUAUACACAAAAGGUUACUGUAUUUAGUUAUGCUGCAGCUGGUCUUGUAGUUGGUGGAAUUGCAAGAAUAAGUUUUGGUUUGAAAGGUUUUAUUGUUGGAUCCACAUUGGGAGCUUUCUUAGGUGUUAUUGUUGGAUGUUGUACAUUAUUAAUAUUAAAGUUUUCUUCAUUCACUAUGGAUGAAGUAAAAGAAUGGCAGAACCAAAGUCAAAUAGAGAGAGAUUUAUAUUUUGUGAAGGAACAAAAAACAUCUCGGAUAUUCAAGUAUGAUAAACCACCUGAACUAGAAGAACAUGAAAAAAGAUUACAAAAAUCAGAACAAUUUCCGAAUAAAGAAUAACUGUUAUGAUUUAUGAAUGAAGUGUAUUGUCAUGUAUUCARGGUACUUGGGUUACUUGUUAGUUGUUACUAACUUAGUCAUACGGCAAAAUUGAUUCUUCAUAUGCAUUGCGCCCUUGCUGCCUUGGUGAACCAUUCAUUGCAGUCCAAUAAUCCUCUAAAUWGCAUUCAAUUAUUUCCAACAUUAAUUGUUGCUUCUUCCACAGAAUUUCAAUGUUCACUAGCAUAACUUACAAAUUAAUCAACCRGUAACAUGUAAAUAUUGUUAGUAAUUUGUGUUGAAGUAUAUAGUGUUAUUAUUUUAGUAUAUCAUAUUACAUGUAACUUAA
Molecule: messenger RNA, 1253 nt
Organism: Diuraphis noxia (Russian wheat aphid)
Lineage: Eukaryota; Metazoa; Arthropoda; Insecta; Hemiptera; Aphididae
Gene: 140up
Product: RPII140-upstream gene protein
Biological process (GO): mitochondrial respiratory chain complex I assembly
Cellular component (GO): mitochondrion
Source: RefSeq, a predicted model, not a curated record